Austrofundulus limnaeus is the source of this 2498-nucleotide messenger RNA. RefSeq names its product minichromosome maintenance complex component 7 (gene mcm7). NCBI's taxonomy places the organism in Eukaryota, Metazoa, Chordata, Actinopteri, Cyprinodontiformes, Rivulidae. The record is from RefSeq and is a predicted model, not a curated record. Gene Ontology annotation, biological process: double-strand break repair via break-induced replication; DNA replication initiation; DNA strand elongation involved in DNA replication. Gene Ontology annotation, cellular component: nucleus; MCM complex. Gene Ontology annotation, molecular function: single-stranded DNA helicase activity; ATP binding; ATP hydrolysis activity.
GCCGAGGUUGUCAGAGUGGCGCCAGUUCUCUACACUCGGACCCGGAGAAGUUCUGGCUGCAUGUGAAUGAGUUCAAGUGACCAGCGUUAAAAUAAAGAAACAAAAAACACACUUUCUUAACAGCGCUUUAGCUCGUGGGCAACUUCAGAUUUCGAAGUCGACUUAUUUCACCUGAAAACCAGCGCGUGCAGCCAUGGCUCGUAAGGACUAUGUGGCAGAGAAAGAAAAGUGCAAAAGGUUCCUGCAGGAGUUUUACACUGAGGAUGACAAUGGGAAGAAGGUGUUCAAAUAUGGAGCACAACUUGUUGCACUGGCCCACCGAGAACAGGUGUCUCUCUUUGUUGAGCUGGAUGAUGUGGCCGAAGAAGACCCCGAGCUGGUCGAGAGCGUCUGUGAAAAUGCUAAACGCUACGUUGGCCUGUUCGCUGACGCCGUGCACGAGCUGCUGCCGGAAUACAAAGAGAAAGACAUUGUGGCCAAAGAUUCUUUGGACGUGUACAUUGAGCACCGGUUGAUGAUGGAACAAAGGGGCCGUGAUCCAGCUGACACCAGAGAUGCCCGUAACCAGUACCCACCUGAGCUCAUGAGAAGAUUUGAGCUUUACUUCAAACCACCCAGCACCUCGAAACCCAAAGUGGUACGYGACAUUCGGGCUGAAAGCAUCGGCCACCUGGUCACAGUUCGAGGCAUCGUGACUCGYGCCACCGAGGUGAAACCCAUGAUGGCUGUGGCUACGUACACGUGUGACCAGUGUGGCGCUGAAACCUACCAACCAAUCCAGUCUCCCACCUUCAUGCCCCUCGUCAUGUGUCCCAGCCAAGAGUGCGUCACCAACAAAUCCGGAGGCCGGCUCUACCUGCAAACCAGAGGCUCCAAAUUUGUCAAAUUCCAGGAGCUGCGUAUUCAGGAGCAAGGAAGGAUUUUAUGAGAAACUAGCUGGCUCCAUCGCACCAGAAAUCUACGGGCACGAAGACGUCAAGAAGGCCCUGCUCCURUUGCUGGUUGGAGGAGUGGAGCAAGCCCCUAAAGGCAUGAAGAUCAGAGGUAAUAUAAAUAUCUGCUUGAUGGGAGACCCUGGAGUUGCCAAGUCCCAGCUGUUGUCCUACAUUGACCGACUGGCUCCUCGGAGUCAGUACACAACAGGUCGGGGGUCAUCUGGRGUCGGUCUGACGGCAGCUGUGAUGCGGGACCCUCUGACUGGUGAGAUGACGUUGGAAGGGGGUGCCUUGGUGCUGGCUGACCUGGGCGUCUGCUGCAUCGACGAGUUCGAUAAAAUGGCMGACGCUGACCGAACGGCCAUCCACGAGGUGAUGGAACAGCAGACCAUCUCCAUCGCGAAGGCCGGCAUCAUGACMUCCCUCAACGCCCGUUGUUCCAUCCUGGCCGCAGCCAACCCAGCCUACGGCCGCUACAACCCCCGGAAGAGCAUCGAGCAGAACAUCCAGCUGCCGGCUGCGCUCCUCUCCCGUUUCGAUCUGCUCUGGCUCAUCCAGGACAAACCGGACGCCGACGCCGACCUGCGUCUCGCUCAGCACAUCACCUACGUCCACCAGCACUCCCGCCAACCCCCCACGCACUUCACCCCCAUCGACAUGAAACUGAUGAGACGUUACAUCGCUCUGUGUAAAAAGCGCCAGCCUGUUGUGCCGGAGUCCCUGGCAGAUUACAUCACCGCUGCUUACGUUGAAAUGAGGAAAGAGGCUCGAGUCAGUAAAGAUACCACCUUCACCUCAGCGCGUACCCUCCUUUCCAUCCUCCGCCUGUCAACUGCCUUGGCUCGACUUCGCAUGAUGGACACGGUGGAGAAGGAGGACGUCAACGAGGCUAUGAGACUCAUGGAGAUGUCAAAGGAUUCUCUGCAAGCUGACAAGUCCAGCACCACCAGAACGCAGCGCCCGUCCGACGUCAUCUUCUCUCUGGUGCGCGAGCUCGCCACCGAAGGCUCGGCGGGGCGCGGCGGAGCAGGCAAGGUGGUCCGCAUGGCCGAGGCCGAGCAGCGCUGCGUGUCCCGCGGCUUCACGCCCGCUCAGUUCCAGGAGGCACUGGAGGAGUACGAGGAGCUGAACGUGUGGCAGGUCAACCAGGCCCGCAGCCGCAUCACCUUCGUCUGAACACACCGGGGACUCGUCCUUCGCACCACGCUUCGUUUCAUCCACCUGGUUUUUGUUUUCCAGAUCAGUGUUGGGGCUCUUUAUGUUGUUGCAUCCAGCAUUUUGUAACACGAGUCAGGCAGAACGUGGACUUCCUUUACUGCCYGACUAAUAUGAAAAGAACAUCUGCUGCUGCAGAUCAAAUGCUUUUUAUGUUGAGGAUUCCUGUUAACUAUUAAACUGCUUGUAAAUAUGUACGUCAGAACAUGUUAUAGUGUAAUAUCGAUUUAUUCCCCAAUGCUUCCAGUGAAGCAAUUCUGUACAUUUUAUACUUGUACGGCAAGUUGGGCACAAAUAUUAAGCCUUGUAUGAGAACAGAAUUAUAAUAAAUGGUUCAAGUACUUCUGA